UCUAAACCCAGGAAACCAAUGAACUAACUGUUAUUUACGGUCAAAUUAGUUGCUCUAGUUAUUAAUAAUGACUGAUAUUGGUAUAUAGUAAUUCCUUUACUGGAUCACAUGAGAAAAAUAACUCAGGAAUCGAUCAAGAUGAAUUGCACGUCAGCCUACGUUUCCGAUUUUUUUCUCCCUCGCGGAUCCUUUCCACACGCCUAUGGUGCAAUAGAUGGACAAAGUUUAACGCACUCGAGCUACAAAUUCCUUUCGCUAUAGCAAAAGAGAGAAGAGGAGAUAUGUCGGAGUACGAUGAGCGUAACAACUGUGUGUCAAAUAUGUAUUUACCAAGUUGUACAUAUUAUGUUUCGGCGCCUGAUUUUUCAUCAAUCUCCUCGUUUUUACCCAAGACUACUUCGUGUCAAAAUAAUUGUCCUUAUUCUUCCAACAUAGCUCAAGUCCGACCUGUUCGAGGAGUGGCUUUCAGAGACUAUGGACUGGAUCACCCAAGCAAAUGGCAUUACAGGGGCAAUUACGCUUCUUACUACUCAACGGACGAGAUAAUGCACGGAGACUUAAUCCCGUCAUCGAACAGGGCGGAAAUGAUAUUAAAAAAUGAUUCAUUGUACGGGCAUCACAGCGGUAUGAACUCGCCAUGCAAUUUAUUCACCAAUGUCGGCCGAAAUGGGGUUCUUCCACAAGGGUUUGAUCAGUUCUUCCAGACUGUUAACUCUGAAAAGCCCAACUCUGGGCCCGAACACUCAAAACAGAAGGCAGACUCCAGUCUCCCCGGAGAUGCUGCAUGUAAUAAACAGACUUCAGACCCAACUGAGGACAUAGACGAACAUGAUUAUUCUAUAUCAAACUGCCCCGGGGACAAGAACAACAGCCCAAGUUCGUCAAAGUCCAGAAAAAAGAGAUGCCCCUACUCAAAAUUCCAGAUCCGAGAACUUGAACGAGAAUUCUUCUUCAAUGUGUACAUAAACAAGGAGAAGCGGCUCCAGUUGACAAUGAAGUUAAACCUGACAGAUCGACAAGUGAAGAUUUGGUUCCAGAACAGAAGAAUGAAAGAGAAAAAGCUAAACCGGGACCGGUUUCGGUAUUUCACUGGAAAUCCUUUAUAUUGAUCUUUUGCAUUUAGAGGAGCCAUAAGUGCUUCACAACUCUUUUUUUGUUGGUACAUCUGUGCGAUGUACAAACAACAGUUGAAACACCGCACAACAAAACUGAACAUUGCAAACAGGCUGAAUCUAUCUAUGCAACUCUUUUUGUAUCUUCCACUUAAAUACUUACCUCAAUGAACACAUGAAUCCUGUUAUUUAAAAUAAGAUUCAAUCCAGUGUCGAAAUCAUCCAGGAGACCUCGACAUAAUGUUCAUUUGCAUAUUAUUACGGUAAUUAAUUGUAAUAUCUAGGCUAUGUAGGCAUAUACCUUACUUUUGUACAUAUUUAAGUUUUAAGUUUACACGGUAUGUGCUUUGGUGGAUUCACAAACAUUGCAGUAAGCAACGCGUACUUUGAUUACAGUAAUUAAUGAGUGUAAUAAGUCAUUUACAAUAGUAGAAUUGUGUAUGCAUUUAAUAGACGCAUGUUAUGUAUAUUGUGGUAUCAAAUAAAGUACACAUGGUAAAUGUA
Oncorhynchus nerka (sockeye salmon) is the source of this 1616-nucleotide messenger RNA. RefSeq names its product homeobox protein Hox-D11a-like. The transcript is spliced from 2 exons. The record is from RefSeq and is a predicted model, not a curated record. Gene Ontology annotation, biological process: anatomical structure development; regulation of transcription by RNA polymerase II. Lineage: Eukaryota; Metazoa; Chordata; Actinopteri; Salmoniformes; Salmonidae. The coding region runs from base 282 to 1109 and encodes 275 amino acids. Gene Ontology annotation, molecular function: DNA-binding transcription factor activity, RNA polymerase II-specific; RNA polymerase II cis-regulatory region sequence-specific DNA binding. Gene Ontology annotation, cellular component: nucleus.